AUGAAAUUUCUUGACAUUUCUUCUCUCGACUCUAUAAACACUGCUUUAGUGUUUGAGAACCCAGAAUGCAGAGUGAUAGGUCGAAUAGAAACUUAUUCUUGUAAACUGGCAGGAGUUGAUAAAAAACUUUAUAAAAAUCUUGAAGGACGAUGGAACUCUCAAUCGCAGAGUGUAUCACCCGACCAACAUAGUUUUCAUAAUAUAAUAUCUCCUUUUGGUCCAAUGGAUCAACCAUCUUCUCGAAGGACUUUGUUUAAUUUGAUAGCAACUCUAAACGCGUCUUAUCCUGAUUAUGAUUUUUCUUCCGAUGUUGAUGAUAUAAUUGAAUUAGAUGAAUGUAACGUUUAUUCGUUUAACCCUGAUAUUGAUUCCGAUCCAAAUGCUGAAGAUGGUGCUAUUAUUAACGCACCUUUACAGGAGGACGAACCAUUAGAUUCUUUUUCGGGCUCUGAAAGUGAUAUCAA
Racocetra persica is the source of this 464-nucleotide messenger RNA. The record is from the annotation of a GenBank genome assembly. NCBI's taxonomy places the organism in Eukaryota, Fungi, Glomeromycota, Glomeromycetes, Diversisporales, Gigasporaceae.